This is a messenger RNA of Diabrotica balteata, 1476 nucleotides long. The record is from the annotation of a GenBank genome assembly. Lineage: Eukaryota; Metazoa; Arthropoda; Insecta; Coleoptera; Chrysomelidae.
AUGCUGAGCUAUUGGCUUCAGUUUGAAGCUCCAAGACAAAUAAACGAAAUUGUGGGGCAUUCUUAUAUUUCCCCUGAUCGUGUGUUUGGACAAAUUGAAAGGAUUUUUAAAAAACACUCAAUAAUUGUUUAUCCUGAUGAAUAUGUAAAGAUAAUCAAAAAGUUUACCACUCUUUACAGAGCUCGAACUGGUUUUGAAAUUAAGGACUGGAAGGCUGAAACUCAAAAAAUGGAAUUAUCAAAUCAAAUGGGAAUUACGGCUGAACCUCAUAAAGUUAUUACAGAAGAUGGAUACAUCUUACAGAUAUUUAGGAUAAAAACUCUAAAUAGGAUGGAGCAAGACAAUCGAGAGCCAGUAUUAUUACAGCAUGGCAUGCUUGGAUCGUGCGAACAUUUUCUACAGGCCAAAAAUAACUCCUUAGCUCUAAUAUUACUUAACAAUGGUUUCGAUGUAUGGCUAGGAAAUAGUAGAGGAAAUUUUUAUUCUAGAAAGCAUGUAUCGCUGGAUGCUGACAGAGAUAAGGAAUUUUGACUGGAUCAAUUAGGACAAUACGAUCAACCUGCCGUAAUAGAUCACAUUUUAAAGACAACCGGAAAACAACAGCUAUCCUAUAUUGGACAUUCCCAAGGAGGCGGAGCGUUAUUGGCAAUGGCAUCCGGUCGUUCUGAGUAUAACCAAAAAAUUAAAAUAUUCGUGGGAUUAGCUCCUGCAGCGUAUAUGAGACAUAAUCGGCAUCCUUUGCUUUUAAUUCCAAAAAGUGUAGUUGACUUUUUAAAGGAUUUACUUCAAUUGCUUAACAUAUAUGAAAUGGACGCAGUCUCUAACAGUGAAUUGUUCUCUAAAAUAUUCCAAGGUAUGUGUGGCGAAAAAGUAAACUACAGAAUCAAUUGUCGCCCAUUAAUUGAUUUUUUAUCAGACAGUUUAAAUUCCCUUUUUGAUUAUAGCUUAGCUCCUGAGAUUUUUACAACUACGCCAGCUGGAAUGGGCUUCUUUCAGGUUUUACACUACGUGCAAAUGCAUACAAACGGAAGAUUUCAAAAAUAUGAUUGGGGCCCAGAAACAAAUUUACAAAAAUACAAUUCAACAGUUCCUCCAAAAUAUGAUUGGUCAAAGAUCACAUGUCCAACAGUAUUAAUAUAUGGUUUAAGUGAUGCGCUGGUUAACCAUCAAGUAAAGGAAGCCGUAGUCGAUGAGAUACCGGAGGAAUCUAUUUCAAUUCCUGGUGAAGGUCCAGUAUUGAGAGGUAACAAUUUCAUACCAGAAGCCUUGCCCGAUGAAACUUUGGAAAUCGCUUCCGAUAAGAAUUCGGAAGACUUAUCCUCGGACACAACUGUUCAGACACAAUAUCAGAAAGAAAUUCUGCAAGAUAUUUUAGAUUAUUAUAUCGAAACUAAAUCUCUUUGUGGCAAACGGAGUAAAAAACCCAAUAUUUCUAAAUGGAAUACAGCCAGAACGAAGAAAAUCCCAGAAGAAUGA